CAACGUCAUUGAAUUCCUAUUUCUCGUUCGUCUUCUAAUGGCCACAAAAACUUGUUUUUCCAUGUUGAUUAUUUUCAAUUUAACUUAAAAUUUUACCUACAAAAUAAAACAAUGUUUAUCUGCAUAUUAAUUAAAUAAACAAAUAAUUUAUGUCAAUUCCUUAAAUCUCUACCAACAAUCACAAUGAGAGCUCUUAUAAUUUUACUGUACUUAUUUCUUAUACUAGUCUUGCUAGCAAUAACAAUCUUCUUCAUCGCAAUCUUCGCUCUACGCCGGUGGAUCUUGAUAAGAAAAGCAAAAAUCCACAAAGGCAAGAACGACGUUAACGUCGGCAUCUUUCACCCCUAUUGCAAUGCCGGCGGUGGAGGCGAACGUGUGCUUUGGUGUGCUGUCAGAGCACUUCAGGCUAAAUAUGACAAUGUUAAGAUAAUUAUCUACACCGGCGACAUUGAUGCAUCCCCGAAUACGAUCCUAAACAAGGCCGAAGGAAUUUUCAACGUGUCAGUGGACCAGGACAACAUAAGCUUCGUCUAUCUCAAGAAACGCCAUUGGGUAGAGGCCAAGAUGUAUCCCUACUUUACGCUCCUCGGCCAGAGCAUUGGAUCGCUGAUUUUGGGCCUCGAAGGCCUGGCCAAGUUCCCUCCAGAUGUGUACAUCGAUACCAUGGGCUAUGCCUUCACUUUGCCCCUGUUUCGGUUCCUCGGACAGUGCAAGGUCGGUUGCUAUGUGCAUUAUCCCACAAUCAGCACUGACAUGCUGCGGCGAGUCCGGUGCAGGGAAUACGCGCACAAUAAUCAAACCUACGUCGUUAAGAAUCCAUUCCUCACUUGGGGAAAAUUAAUGUAUUAUAAAAUAUUUGCCAGGAUCUAUUCCUGGGUUGGCUGUCGAGCUCUCACAAUUAUGGUCAAUUCGUCCUGGACAGAGAAUCACAUAUUAGACAUGUGGAAUGCUCCAUUCAAAACACAUCGCGUCUAUCCUCCCUGCGAGGUUAGUCAACUCAAAUCAUUGCCAUUCACCGGGAAUGACGACGAACAAAUUGUCAUUCUCUCGGUGGGACAAUUUCGUCCAGAAAAAGAUCAUCCCCUUCAACUUCAAGCUCUCUACGAACUACGAACACUUCUCAACAAAGAAGAAGAUCUAUGGAGCAAGGUGAAACUUAUCAUCGCCGGUUCGUGUCGUCACGAAGAGGACUACGUGAGAUUGAAGAACAUGCAAGAUCUAUCCAAGCAUUUAUCACUAGAAAAUAAUGUAGAAUUCAAAGUUAAUGUGUCUUAUAAGGAACUCUUGAAAACCUAUCAAUCUGCCAAAAUUGGUUUGCACACCAUGUGGAACGAGCAUUUCGGGAUAAGCAUUGUCGAGUGUAUGGCAGCUGGGCUGAUUAUGGUGGCUAAUCGAUCGGGCGGGCCACUUUUAGACAUAAUCGAGACUUCUGAAGGCAGUCAGAACGGUUUUCUGGCUGUCGACGCAAUUGAAUAUGCCACUUGCUUUUAUAAUAUACUUCAUAAUACCAAAGAGGAUAAUCAAGCAAUACGUAAUGCAGCGAGAUCAUCAGUUGAACGCUUUUCGGAAAAAGAAUUCGAAGUUAAUUUCCUGAGAGCAGUGAGUCCACUCUUUAACAAAACAGAGUAAUUAUUUAUCAUUAUUAUUAAAUUAUUAUAUGAUAUGGUUUGCAAUAGAUAAAUAUACAUAAAAUAUUAUGUCGCAUUAUAUAAGAAUAAAAGUUUUAUCAUACAAACAAAA
Messenger RNA from Eupeodes corollae, 1740 nucleotides. RefSeq names its product GDP-Man:Man(3)GlcNAc(2)-PP-Dol alpha-1,2-mannosyltransferase (gene Alg11). Gene Ontology annotation, molecular function: GDP-Man:Man(3)GlcNAc(2)-PP-Dol alpha-1,2-mannosyltransferase activity. The transcript is spliced from 5 exons. The record is from RefSeq and is a predicted model, not a curated record. Gene Ontology annotation, cellular component: endoplasmic reticulum membrane. Gene Ontology annotation, biological process: protein N-linked glycosylation. The coding region runs from base 184 to 1629 and encodes 481 amino acids. Lineage: Eukaryota; Metazoa; Arthropoda; Insecta; Diptera; Syrphidae.